AUGGUGGUCGGCCCGGCAGGGCGGCGGCCCCGGGGUCCUCGCGGCUACGAGUCCAGGGGACCCUCGGGGCCUACGGAGCCCAGGAGCCCCGAGAGCCGCGCAGCCCCGAGCCUGGCGCGGCCCCGGCGCCCGGCCUCCCGCCGCCGCACCUUCCCUCCCUCUCCCCACCCGCGCGUACGUGGCUGGUCGAAUCCAGCGGCGGAAUGCUGGUCGACCCGUAAUGCAAGCGGAGAGAGAGAGGUGGGGCGGGGAAGCGCAAGGGCCACGCACCGGCCGGCACGCCGAUCCGCCGGCACGACACGCCCGCCAGGCGCGGCGGCUGUCAGACCGGGGCCGCCCGGGCGGCGUCAGCGCCACGAGCGCACCGCCGAGGCCCCGCCCCCGGCCCGCGGGCCCCCUGGGAAAGCGGCCGCCAGGCCGCCCCCGGUGGCCCACCGCUCGGCCGCGCCCGCCACUCUCCCCUUCCCCCGUCCCAGCCCAGGGCGAGGCCUCGGCCCGGUCGGAGAGGGGGCGGUGCGCCGCCGAGGCGGGGACGCGCCGGAGGGGCGCCCCGCCCGCACACUCUGCUCAACCUCCGCCGGCCGGCCGGCGGAGGCGGCGCCUCAGGGACCACGCACCCGUGGGCGGGACGGGCGCCUGCCGAACCCUCUUGCCGCCGCCGCUGCCGCCUCAGAGUGCGGCGGCGCGGGGCAGGGCAGCCGGGAGCGCGCGCGAGGCCCGCCGCCCGCUCCGCCGCGUGGAGCGGGGCGGGGAGACCCCAGGGCGCCACCAGCCGCGGGCGGCGGGGCCUGCCGGAGAGGGCGGUCGAGGAAGGAUGGGACCGGACCUGCCCCACCCGACCUGGGCAGCCGCGAGCCUCCGGUGGAAGGAAGGACUGAUAGACAAACCCUUGUGUUGAGGGCUGACUUUCAAUAG
Messenger RNA from Equus quagga, 915 nucleotides. RefSeq names its product proline-rich proteoglycan 2-like. Bases 1 to 915 code for a protein of 304 amino acids. The record is from RefSeq and is a predicted model, not a curated record. Lineage: Eukaryota; Metazoa; Chordata; Mammalia; Perissodactyla; Equidae. The transcript has a single exon.